Messenger RNA from Morchella importuna, 1815 nucleotides. RefSeq lists its product as uncharacterized. Gene Ontology annotation, molecular function: clathrin binding; phospholipid binding. Gene Ontology annotation, cellular component: plasma membrane; clathrin vesicle coat; endosome. Gene Ontology annotation, biological process: endocytosis; actin filament organization. The transcript is spliced from 4 exons. NCBI's taxonomy places the organism in Eukaryota, Fungi, Ascomycota, Pezizomycetes, Pezizales, Morchellaceae. The record is from RefSeq and is a predicted model, not a curated record. The coding region runs from base 1 to 1815 and encodes 604 amino acids.
AUGUCGAAGGUUAUGAGAUCAGUGAAGAACGUCACCAAGGGUUAUUCAUCAACUCAGGUGAAGGUUCGAAAUGCUACAAGCAAUGAUCCAUGGGGCCCUACAGGGGCCGAGAUGAGCGAGAUCGCUCGUAUGACUUUUGAUGUAGGCACAGAUUUUUUCGAGAUCAUGGAUAUGCUCGAUAAACGGCUAAACGACAAAGGGAGGAAUUGGAGACACGUAUUGAAGGCGCUGAAAGUUCUCGAUUAUUGCUUGCACGAAGGCUCAGAAAAUGUUGUGGUAUGGGCCAAGGAUAAUAUUUACAUCAUAAAGACAUUGCGAGAGUUUCAGCAUAUCGACGAAGAGGGCAGAGAUCAAGGAGUUAACGUCCGAGUAGCUGCUAAGGAAAUCACAUCUCUAAUUAUGGACGAAGAGCGUCUGCGCGGCGAACGAAAAGACCGAAAGUCUUGGAAGUCGAGGGUUACAGGGAUAGAAGAUUAUGCCUCAUCUUCAAAUGGCCACGCUCGUCCGGAAUCCGACUCGCGUAGGCGUCAACAGCGGACAUCCGGAUCCGGUCGCGGUAGAACAGAUGAGGAGGAUAUAGAAUACCGACUUGCAAUUGAAGCAAGUAAGAAUCAGGCAGAAGAAGAUAAACGCAAGAACGCUAAUAAGCAAUUAUCCGACGUGGAUGAUGACUUGGCAAAGGCUAUAAAGUUGAGUAAGGAGGAAGAGGAGCUUCGCCAGAGGGAAUUAGAACAGAGCAAUGCGGAUCGCCUAUUUGAUGAUGCAACGCCUACCACCACUGUUCAACAACCACAGAGCUUCCAACAGCCAAUAUACCCAACACAAUACGAGCAACUUGGGGAGGUUGACUUUUUUGGGAAUGCAGUACCUCAGCAAAACACUGGUUACUUGGCAAAUGUCUACUCUCAAGGUACAGGGUUUCCUCAGCAACAGUUUGCACAGCCCACUGGAUACGAUCAAAAUGCACAAAUGCAAUUUAUGAAUCCUAUGGUCACACAACCAACUAGUUACACCAAUCCGUAUAUUGCACCUGUGUCACUUAGUCCGCAGCCUACACAACAGCAACAAAGCUUCUUGCAGCCUGGUGAUAAUAACCCAUACGCAAAUAAUCAUCAAGCAGCUCAGCCUUUGCAGCCUUUGCCCACUGGAUCCAACAAUCCUUUUGCACCGAAGAUUCAAAACAGUUUUUCCAAUCAGUCACAAUCAACAGGCAUGCCUUCUCUAAACUUACUCCACCAGGAACAGCAACGCCAACAAGAGCAGCAAAGGCAGCAGCAGUUGUUGCAACAGCAACAGGAGCAGCAAAGGCAGCAACAACAGAGGCAGCAGCAGCAGCAAUCAUACCAAAACCAAUCGUAUCAACAGUCUUUUGCUCCAUCUUCUCCGACCCCCGCCGAAAAGCCUGUCAACCCACAGCACGCGCAUCUUGAGAAUCUUCUUGCUGCGGGCAACGCCAAUGGGCUGGAUACAUUUGGUAACGUUGGUGACCUUCGUAUCCCGGCUCAACACACCGCUCCUAGCAUGUUUGUAAACUCAGCUGGGACAAGCCGCACCGGUAGACCUAUGGCUGCACAGAGCACAGGUAACAACCCGUUCUUUAGUCAACAGUUCACCGGUGUUCCGCAAUCUACUGGUUUUGGAGGCUCCUUAAGCCCCCAGCCAAAUAGGCUUAUGCCAGCCCAUACGGGACCAGCAGGAAUGAAUGGGUUUGGGGGAUAUCAACAACAACAAUCAAUGGGGAACCCUUAUGCAGGAGGAUUUGGUCAGCAGCAGCAGCCACAGAAACAGCAGGGUGGUAAUCUGAUUGACCUGUAA